AGGUCGCCUAAAAACCCCCAACAGAAGAUCAUAAAGAGGGUGAUUGCCUUGGAAGGAGAUCUCAUCAGGACAAUGGGAUAUAAAAAUCGUUAUGUGAAGGUGCCUGACGGUCACUUUUGGAUCGAGGGAGAUCAUCACGGCCACAGCCUGGAUAGCAAUAGCUUUGGCCCGGUCUCUCUGGGACUCAUCCACGCGCGGGCGUCCCACAUCAUCUGGCCCCCUCAUCGCUGGCAGAGGAUCAGGCCGUACCUCCCAGCCGACCGCGCUCCGCUUCUCAGCCUGGGCGACUCCUCCACAGAUGGGCAAGAUGAAUGACGCCGUACGUCUGAGCGUAUCGGCGUGAGUUCAGCGAAUGUGAAUGAGUAUCUGUUUUGUGGGCGGAGUAAGGAUG
This is a messenger RNA of Megalops cyprinoides (Indo-Pacific tarpon), 391 nucleotides long. RefSeq names its product mitochondrial inner membrane protease subunit 2-like. Bases 73 to 315 code for a protein of 80 amino acids. Gene Ontology annotation, biological process: mitochondrial respiratory chain complex assembly. Lineage: Eukaryota; Metazoa; Chordata; Actinopteri; Elopiformes; Megalopidae. The record is from RefSeq and is a predicted model, not a curated record. Gene Ontology annotation, cellular component: membrane; mitochondrial inner membrane peptidase complex. Gene Ontology annotation, molecular function: serine-type endopeptidase activity. The transcript has 3 exons.